Oikopleura dioica is the source of this 765-nucleotide messenger RNA. The record is from the annotation of a GenBank genome assembly. NCBI's taxonomy places the organism in Eukaryota, Metazoa, Chordata, Appendicularia, Copelata, Oikopleuridae.
AUGCCCCGCGCUGACAAAAAAGUCCGAAUUCAAUGCGGCGUAGGAAGCUGCGGAAAAAAGCUCCUGAGAGGCUCAUUUGAUCGACAUUUCAAAGAAACGCACAAAGACUUGGACUACAAAAAGAGAAACGACUACAUCAAGUUUCAGCUUGAAAAGAUUCCACGCACUCUUAUUGGCUACCGAUCCGUAAAAUUGGACGAAAAAGAUUUCUUUAGCUCUAAAAUCAUGAAAUUGUUUAAAGUCCAGCUCCUGAUCGGCACUUUUCUCCUCUUCCUCUCUGCAAGAAUCGAUUCUGUUAUGGAAAACAAGCAGGUCGUUCCACUGGCGGUUUGUUUCUUCAUUCUCAACUUUCUCGUCGCCACCCAAGACAUCGUCGUAGACGGGUGGGCGCUGACCCUUCGUUCUCGCAAAAACGCCGGCGCUGCGGCGAACUGCAACGCUGCUGGACAAACACUAGGCGCUUUCUUCGGGUACGGAUUUUUCAUGGCUCUUUCUGACGCCGAUUUUGUUAACAAAUGCCUUCGCUCAGCGGAAAACAGCUCUCCUCUUCCUCUCGUCACGACUGCCGGUUACUUCGCGUUUUGGGGAGCCUGUUUUAUCAUUCUAACUGUGUUGAUUGCCGCGCUCAAGUCGGAAAAGGACGACGAGUCCUUGAAACCGCCACCUUUGAAAGAGACUUACAAGACGAUGCUGGCCAUCUUUAAGCUCCACUCAGUUAGAACGCUCAUUCUGCUGUGGUUCACUUGCAAAUCGGCUCGGCGGUAG